CAACCAAAUCAAUUUUCGAACGCAGUCAGUAUAUGCGACUUUACCGCGUUAUUUAUCUGUAACUUGAAAUUUUACUGAUGAUAAACAAGUUGUAGUGGAAUUGUUCACAAUGUUUCGCACAGUUAUUUUACAAGUACGGAAUCAAGUUGCCCGGUUAAAUAAUGUACGACACUUUACGCAAGAAAUGAACGAGACUGCAAAUAUAGAAAAGUGUGUAAAUAAUGUAACAUUACUUGGAAGAGUUGGAGCAGAUCCUCAGAAACGUGGCUCUGAGCAUCCAGUUGUAUUAUUUUCCCUUGCAACACAUACAAAUUAUAAAUACGAAUCAGGUGAAUUUAUGCAAAGAACAGACUGGCACAAGAUAUGUAUUUUUAAGCCUAAUUUAAGGGAAUCUGUAUAUAAAUAUUUAAAGAAAGGUCAACGAGUAAUGGUAAAUGGUAGGAUAAGCUACAGUGAAUUUAAAGAUGCAGAAGGAAAAGAUGUUCUCGCUACAUCUAUCAUAGCAGACGAUAUAAUAUUUUUCCAAUAAAAAGUUUUAC
This is a messenger RNA of Trachymyrmex cornetzi, 539 nucleotides long. RefSeq names its product mitochondrial single stranded DNA-binding protein (gene mtSSB). Gene Ontology annotation, cellular component: mitochondrial nucleoid. Lineage: Eukaryota; Metazoa; Arthropoda; Insecta; Hymenoptera; Formicidae. The record is from RefSeq and is a predicted model, not a curated record. Bases 110 to 529 code for a protein of 139 amino acids. The transcript is spliced from 4 exons. Gene Ontology annotation, molecular function: single-stranded DNA binding. Gene Ontology annotation, biological process: positive regulation of helicase activity; mitochondrial DNA replication.